Molecule: messenger RNA, 312 nt
Organism: Lactuca virosa
Lineage: Eukaryota; Viridiplantae; Streptophyta; Magnoliopsida; Asterales; Asteraceae
Source: the annotation of a GenBank genome assembly
AUGAGGAAAGAAAGAUGGGUGAGGGUGGGAUUAGCUGUUUGUAUAGGAUGGUGGUGGCAACCAGUGGUGAUGGUGGCGGACGGUAGUAGCUGUUGGUGGUUGAAAGUUCUUAGUUUGGUUUCUUUAGGAAUCUGGGGCCCACUUCCUAACAAAAUUCAACGAUUAAACACACUCGAAUACAUUAAUUUGAGUUAUAAUUUCUUGUAUGGCUCAAUUCCUCCAACUUUUUCAAGAAUGGUGAGUCUUCAAAGUGUGAAUCUUGAUGGGAAUUUCUUGAAUGGUAGUUUUCCUAAAGGGGUUGAUCAACUUUGA